This is a messenger RNA of Angiostrongylus costaricensis, 501 nucleotides long. NCBI's taxonomy places the organism in Eukaryota, Metazoa, Nematoda, Chromadorea, Rhabditida, Metastrongylidae. The record is from the annotation of a GenBank genome assembly.
CUAUUGCAACGCAGCUCUAACCACUAUGCUACAUCCAUCUAUCGGCUUACAUUAGCUCUAAGCAUGGGUUCUGUAAUAUGGACACCCGGUCAUACACCAGAUAGCCUUACUCUGUGGUAUGAGCACGAUAAGAGACUGUUCGUCGGUGACCUAUUUUAUAGAUUUGAUGAUAUCAUGUUCUAUGACCACACCAACAUUCAAGACUAUGAGGCGUCCACAAGAAAGAUUAUCAGCUUUAUCAUGAACCAAACGCAACCUAAGCAGAUUCGUUACUCGGCUUCGAAGAAGGACAGGGACUUCGAGUGUUUGCCAGUAUUCAAACAAUAUCACAGAUUUCUGCUGUCCGUGCUUGCUGGGACUCACAUUGGCUCGCCAUUACGGAUUGAUGAAGCCGAUGGUUGGAGAUUUGAAACUCGGGAUAAAUCGAUGAGAAUCAUUCUUAGCCACGACAUUGUGAAAAGGCUGAAUAAGGCCAGAGAAAAAGUUCAACAGUAUACAUAG